AUGUCAGAGAACGAUUUAAAAGUUCAGAUGUUCGCGACCAACAGUGUUUUACAAGAAAAUGCAACAGCGGAAAAACUGCGUUAUGAUAUCCAGGAUUUAGAACGAUGGCGCGAUCGUAUCUACGCGUCGAUCCGACGCAGCGUCAUAGUCACACCAAAUGGUAAAACAAAGCCGUUAACUGAAAAAGAUGGAAUCGAUAUAUUGGAAAAUAUAGUAGAGGCUAGCUCCCUGUCACCUAAUUCAAAUGUGUACGGUGACCUUCACAAUUUAGGACAUACUGCUAUUUCUUAUUGCCACGAUCCGGAUGCUCGUUAUUUGGAAUGGGCUGGCGUCAUGGGUGAUUCAGCAACCGCUAUGAGGGAUCCAAUAUUCUACAGAUGGCACGCUUUCGUUGACGAGAACAACACCCUAAUCUCGCAACAAUUCUGCUUUCGGGCCAACUACUCCACUAUCCACCAAGCCCUCAGACUGCAGGAAGACAUUGCACUAGAAGUGAACAAGUCCUGUGGCUCUAGUCUUGCUAGACCUCCAAAAGGCCUUCGACACUGUCUGGCACAAUGGACUCUUGCUCAAACUACAUCGUAUCAACCUACCUAA
Colletes gigas is the source of this 597-nucleotide messenger RNA. Its product is annotated as phenoloxidase 1-like. NCBI's taxonomy places the organism in Eukaryota, Metazoa, Arthropoda, Insecta, Hymenoptera, Colletidae. The record is from RefSeq and is a predicted model, not a curated record. Gene Ontology annotation, molecular function: oxidoreductase activity.